CAGUCGCGUGAAACUGACCGUAGCCAAUCCCAAUGUAAACGACGGAGUGGAAGAAUGAGAAACUGGAGUGUCAAUGCAAUAAUAAAUAAAAAUCAGUCUCAGGAGCUUAUCAUUAACAUAAAAAUGAAAGCGUCAAUCAGAGGCUAGAGAAGGAGAGAGAGCUUCUCAAGAUAUUCCAUUUUUAUAUUUCUCAAGUCUAACAAACAAACAAAAUGAAAGCUUGAAGAUCUAAAAGUUUUUUUUUUUUUUUUUGAGUUGAAGGCAAAAGGAAAAUAAUGGGGUGUACAUUUUCAGGGUUGAAUGCUUUAUACGACGCCGUGAAUGGGGGAGGGGACGUUUGGAUCAACGACAACAGGUUCAGGAUCGUGAGGCAGCUGGGUGAAGGUGGGUUCGCCUAUGUUUACCUGGUGAAAGAAGUGAUGUCCGAUUCCUCUUCAGCCGGUGGCUUAGCCAAAAAAGUCAAGGACCCUUCUCAUCUUUCUGAUGAUGGAACUUAUGCAAUGAAGAAAGUUCUCAUUCAGAAUAAUGAGCAGUUGGUAUUGGUUCGGGAGGAGAUCCGUGUUUCAUCCUUGUUUAGUCACUCUAAUCUGCUUCCGCUUCUUGAUCAUGCUAUCAUUGCUGUUAAGCCUACACAAGAAGGGUCAUGGAAUCAUGAAGCAUAUUUACUAUUUCCUGUUCAUUUGGAUGGAACAUUACUGGACAAUUCCAAUGCUAUGAAAGCUAAAAAGGAGUUCUUUUCUACCUCAGAUGUUCUUCAAAUAUUUCGGCAGUUGUGUGCAGGACUCAAACAUAUGCACAGUCUUGAGCCUCCAUAUGCACAUAAUGAUAUCAAGCCUGGUAAUGUUCUUUUAACCCGUAGAAAAGGGCAAUCGCCCCUUGCUAUAUUGAUGGAUUUCGGGAGUGCUCGUCCUGCAAGGAAGCAAAUUCGCUCUCGUUCUGAGGCACUACAGCUUCAGGAAUGGGCAUCUGAGCACUGUUCAGCACCUUUCCGAGCUCCUGAGUUGUGGGACUGCCCUAGCCAUGCAGAUAUUGAUGAGAGAACUGAUAUUUGGUCAUUGGGAUGCACUUUAUAUGCAAUAAUGUAUGGGGUAUCCCCAUUCGAGUAUGCACUUGGAGAAUCUGGAGGAAGCCUUCAAUUGGCCAUUGUAAAUGCACAGAUUAAGUGGCCUGCUGGACCUAAACCACCAUAUCCAGAACCUCUUCACCAAUUUGUGACUUGGAUGCUUCAGCCUCAGGCGGCUGUUCGCCCUUGCAUGGAAGAUAUCAUAAUUCAUGUUGACAAGUUGAUCUCAAAGUUUUCACAGUGAUAUCAUAUGGGGUGAGAAGGAAAGGGCAUACAACCAGUGAUGUACAAGUUCACCAUGCACAUUCCAGCAACUUGCAUGUAAACAUCAGUUACUUCUUAUGUCUUUUAAAUACUUCAGAAGUGAAAAAAAUCUGUGAAAGCAAUAGCAAUUAUUAUAUGUUACAUAUGUAAUCCUGUUUGGAGUAGUUGUGCAUUAAUUCGUUCAUGAUCUAUAAUUUAUUGAAGUCCAUAUCUCCCUCUGCAUCCAAGAUUCAAUUUUAUGGGAAAACCUCAACAAUCUGUGUUAUCCAUUUAGUCCAUGUUUCAGGUAUCUUAGAUUUUUCUUUUUUUUUUUUAUAAAUUUUUUAAUUGCAGACCUAUUUAAAGUUA
Durio zibethinus is the source of this 1675-nucleotide messenger RNA. RefSeq lists its product as uncharacterized. Gene Ontology annotation, biological process: protein phosphorylation. Gene Ontology annotation, cellular component: cytoplasm. Gene Ontology annotation, molecular function: protein serine/threonine kinase activity; ATP binding. The record is from RefSeq and is a predicted model, not a curated record. Lineage: Eukaryota; Viridiplantae; Streptophyta; Magnoliopsida; Malvales; Malvaceae.